Siniperca chuatsi (mandarin fish) is the source of this 2877-nucleotide messenger RNA. RefSeq names its product nuclear factor 7, ovary-like. The record is from RefSeq and is a predicted model, not a curated record. Bases 1321 to 2739 code for a protein of 472 amino acids. The transcript has a single exon. Gene Ontology annotation, molecular function: zinc ion binding; protein binding. Lineage: Eukaryota; Metazoa; Chordata; Actinopteri; Centrarchiformes; Sinipercidae.
GCCUCCUCAGGAAAUAGAGGCGGCUCUGGCCCUUCCUGUACAGAGCCUGAGUGUUCUUGGUCCAGUCCAGUUUAUUGUCCAUGUGUACUCCCAGGUACUUGUAGUCCUCUACCAUGGUCGACAGCGGAUGAAUCAUACUGAUUUUGGUGAUCCUGUACGUUUUCCUAUAGCACCACCACGAAGAAGCAAGUGUAUACAAGUAAUAUAAAAGUUACUUUCUUCAUUUAUAUAAAUUUAUAUCACCUAGCAAAGAAAACAUUAAAUUGGUUAUCAUGCUUUCCAUAAUAUUAGUAUAACAGAACAAGCCACCUACUGUACUUUGCUGCAUUAUAAUGCACCAACCCAAUAAUCACCUGUAAGUUCCUUGAUAGAGACCUGAUACUUUAUGAUAAAUAUUAUUGUUAUAAAUUCAAACUACCAUUUUCAAUGUCACUAAUGAGCAUUUAAACUCACUAAAUAAUGUUUUAUUUCCGUUUUUGCUAGGCAGAGCUCUGUCUGUUACUGCUUUAUGUUUGAUUGAUGAUCAGCAUCUUUUUAAGAGAAUUAUCUUUAAAUUAAAUCAGCGAAAAGAUUUUUUUGAGGAGGAGUUGAAGGACUUUUUUUUUUUCAGCCCUGAGUAGUGUCUGCAGUCUUGCCCCAACAACCUCCACCAGGAAGGUAGUGCUGUUUGUAUGUUGCCUGAGAGGCAAAAUCCAGGGCAAACUGUUCAACUCAGAGCUACUCUGACAGUCUUUUAGUGAUUGAAUCAAACUGAAACUGUAAAAGAUAAAGUGUCAACAUCCGCAGAGGAAAUUAGGCUUUUGGCCCAGUAAGUGCGUCAGCGUUCCCCCGUAUGUGCACAGUAUUUAUUUGUCAUUUGCGGGUUGUAAUCUAAAGUGUUUGCGUUUUCAAAUGUGAAACUUCUAGUGAAAAUGAGUUUGUCCUACAUCGUAGUAAAAUUACAAUUAGAUUUAAGGAUUUAUUUGUAAUGUAUCCAGCCCUGGAUUUACAUAUAGGACACAUUGGUUUACGAACAAAAUAUAAAAUAUGUGCCGCUGAAAACAAAAGCUGUCUAGGAUACGCAGUGAGCAGUGAGAGAGGAAUGUAAUACUGGUUGGUACAGUUCUGCCUAUCAAGAUAUAAAGCAGGAAACACAGUUGGUUGUUAUUGUUUCUCGCUGAGGACAGAGACACACACCGAGAGACAGACAACAGGACACAAAGUCCACAACUUCCACUGAGAGAGAAGAAAUAAGGAGUACUGGGAGUACUGGGAAUACUGGGAAUACUGCUACUUCCACCAGCUGCUGAAAGAGUGACGACUCAAAGUGAAAGCUCAGAAAUGGCUGCUCUGGUUUCUCAACCAGAGAUGGAUUUCUUUUGUCCAAUCUGUCAGGACAUCUUCAGAAAUCCCGUUGUGCUGUCGUGCAGCCACAGCUUCUGCGAGGACUGUCUGCAGCGCUGGUGGGAGGAGAAACUGAUUCUCCAGUGUCCACUUUGUAAAAGGAGAUCUUCAAAGAGAGACCCGCCGAGUAACUUGGCAUUGAAGAACCUGUGUGAAUCCUUCUUACGGGAACUCUCUCUGGAAGAGAAAGCUUCUGCAAGGUCCGAGGAUCUCUGCGGUCUGCACUCUGAGAAACUGAAGCUCUUCUGUCUGGACCAUCAGAAGCCAGUGUGUGUGGUGUGUCGAGACUCAACAACGCACAUCCACCACAGUUUCAGACCCAUCGAUGAAGCUGCACAGGAUCACAAGAGGGGGCUCGGGAUGUACCUGAAGCCCUUAGAGGAGAGACUGGAGCACUGCAAUCGAGUUGCAGUGGACUGCAAUAACACAGCGAGAGAAAUUAAGGUCCAGGCUCAACGCACAGAGAGGCUGAUUAAGGAGCAGUUUAAGAAGCUUCACUGCUUUCUACAAGAGGAAGAGGAGGCCAGGAUCGCUGCACUGAGGGAGGAAGAGAGGCUGAAGAGUCAAAUGAUGACGCAGAAGAUGGAGGCUCUGAGAGGAAGGACGGCGGCGCUUUCGGACACAAUUAGAGCCACAGAGGAGCAGCUGAAAACCGGAAAUGUCUCAUUCCUGCAGAACUACAAAGCUGCAGAGGAAGCAGUCCGGCAGCGCCUCCUGCUGGAUGAUCCACAGCCGGGCCCAGGAGCUCUGAUAGACGUGGCCAAACACCUGGGCAACCUGACCUUCAACAUCUGGAACAAGAUGAAGGACACGGUCACAUACGUCCCUGUGAUCCUGGACCCCAACACUGCAGAACCACACCUUCACCUGUCAGACGACCUGACCGCCGUGAUAAAUGGAGGGAUAGAGCUCAAGCUUCCAAAAAACCCGGAGAGGUUUGAAGAAUACGUCACAGUGCUGGGAUCUGAGGGCUUUAACUCAGGGACUCACAGCUGGGACGUGGAGGUCGGAAAUAAUAAUGCAAACUGGGCAGUUGGUGUGAUAGGAGAGUCCGUCCCAAGGAAAGUGGAAAUACCGGCUGGAUACUGGGAAAUAUGGUUCCGCGAUGGUAAAUACAGAGCAUUUUCUCCACCAGCUACCGAUAAAGUGCUCUCAGUGAAGAAGCCGCUGCAGAGGAUCAGAGUGUGUCUGGACUGCUACAGAAGAAAAGUGACGUUCAUUGAUCCGGACACCAACGCGAACUUACACACCUUCUCACACACCUUCACUGAGAGGCUGUUUCCCUUCAUUAACACUCAAACUACAGCGCCAGUGAGGAUCUCACCACUGAAAGUCACUGCACGGCUCGAGAUGUAGAUGAUUUAUGUCGGUUAGGAUGAUGAGGUGUCUUUUUCUUUAACUGCUUAUUUUAUGGAAUCAUUUUAUUCACAAUAUGUCCACUAUUAUAUUCCUAUAAAUUAAAAGAUAUGUGUUUAUUUGUGUGAUUUGAACAAA